CAAGCCCAUGCAGACCCAAUCCGAUGAAAUCACAAAAGUCCACGACAUCCAUCCCCUUUUCUUUUGCAAAUCAAGUGAAACCUUUUUACAGUUAACAAAGUCAAAACAAACCCCUUCCAAACAGUUUACUCUUAACUCUAGCAAUCUUCUUUUUCUUCUUCAACUUCAUUGAUUCAUUCUGUAAACUUCUUUUUUUUUUCCUUAACUCAAAAAUGCAAGAUCCAUCAUAUCCAAAUGCUGUUAAGUUGCCUAAUCAACUAACCUCGUUCACAGCUGCAUUCCGUCCAUCUCACCACCGAAGAGCUCACUCGGAGGUGAACUUCCGGUUGCCGGAGGAUCUAGAUCUGGUGUCCGACCCAUUCGAUGCUCCGGCAGGAAGUUUCGAGGAGAUCGGGUCAGAGGAUGAUUUCUUCUCUACUUACAUGGACAUUGAGAAGCUUGGCGGUGGAUCUAACCCAACCGAUAUCGAUGCUGCUGUUCGAAUGGGAGCUGAGAGUAGUGAUGGAGAAAAGAGCAUGAUGAGGCCACGUCAUAGGCAUAGUAAUUCUGUCGAUAGCUCAAGCUUGUUGAUGACUGAAAGCAUUGAAGCUAAGAAAGCUAUGGCUCCUGAUAAGUUGGCUGAGCUAUGGACCAUUGAUCCCAAACGUGCCAAAAGGAUUUUGGCGAAUCGGCAGUCUGCUGCUCGUUCUAAAGAGAGAAAGGCCCGUUAUAUAUCUGAACUUGAGAGAAAAGUUCAGACCCUUCAAGCAGAAGCGACCACUCUUUCUACACAGUUGACCCUUUUCCAGAGGGAUACAACUGGGCUUACUAAUGAGAAUACAGAGCUUAAGCUCCGGUUGCAAGCUAUGGAACAACAAGCUCAAUUACGUGAUGCUCUGAACGAAGCACUGAAACAGGAAGUUGAAAGACUCAAAAUAGCUACAGGGCAGAUAUCAGCUUCCUCAGAUGCAUACAAUUCAGGAAUGCAGCAAAUUCAACAUAACCGACCAGCAUUCUUUCCUCAUCAACCGCAGUCAGGGCCAAGCGAAUCACAGAAUAUACUGAUGCCGCAGUUUCACCACCUCCAGGGAAGCAUGUCUAAUCCCCGUCAUCCUCUACUUGCUGGCCAUGCACAGGCUCUGGCAGACGCAAUGCAACAAGAUCCCCUCGGUCGCUUUCAGGGUCUUGAUAUCAGUAGCAGGGGUUCUCAUCUUGUAAAGAGUGAAGCCCCCUCCAUUUCUGCCAGUGAAAGCAGCAGUACAUUCUAAUUGAGUUGUCAAUUUGUGCAUUGCCCUCCCAACCCUAUUUAUUAAACUGUCCAUAGACUGACAUGUAUUUAACAUCAGGAACCUCAUUAUUCUUAAAUUUUUUUGAGUAGUUAUUUGUCCCAUUAGACUCGAGUCUAGGUUUAACAGGUCAUGAGAUAUUUCUGUUUCUGUUUCUGUUUCCUUUCGUAAUCUGAACCAGACCUUGUAAUGCUUAGAGGAAGGUUGUCCACUGUCACCCCUACUCGAUGGCUAUAGAGUCUGGUGUGAGGUCUUGUAGUGUCAUCGACUUUGUGUUGUUGCAUUCUUUAGUGUGUGAACUGAACUAUUUCACUCUAGUUUUGAGUAACUAAUGUAUGGCUCCAUAAGUAGUACUAAUAAUUCAUUGUAAACUUCCCCUGUUGCUUACC
Molecule: messenger RNA, 1654 nt
Organism: Solanum dulcamara
Lineage: Eukaryota; Viridiplantae; Streptophyta; Magnoliopsida; Solanales; Solanaceae
Product: transcription factor RF2b-like
Exons: 4
Coding region: 213-1247 (344 amino acids)
Biological process (GO): regulation of DNA-templated transcription
Cellular component (GO): nucleus
Molecular function (GO): DNA-binding transcription factor activity
Source: RefSeq, a predicted model, not a curated record